AUGAUUGCUACUGGAAACAUUGUUCUUAGACUGCAGCUGGAACAUGGACUGGCUGUUGAGAGAUUGUAUACUGGUUCAUCUAUGACCUUUCUAAACAUGGCAGGAUUUUCGAUAAGUCAACAGAGUGCAAGUAUUGAUAAACUUAUGGCUUUCAUGGCAUCAAGAGAAGGUCCCAAGGCUAGUGUUUCGAGUUAUUGCAUAUUUCUUGAUUCUUCUGUCCUUACAUGGAAGUCCAAGAAGCAUGCAGCUGUAUCUCGAUCUAGCACAGAGGCAGAACUUCGAGCACUUGCUACUACCACCUCAGAAAUUAUAUGGCUUCGAUGGCUGUUAGCCGAUUUUGGUGUUCCAUGUGAUGAUCCUACACCUUUUCUUUAUGAUAAUACUGGAGCAAUUCAAAUUGCCAAUGAUCCAGUAAAGCAUGAACUUACAGAAAUACAUUGGUGA
Molecule: messenger RNA, 444 nt
Organism: Striga asiatica
Lineage: Eukaryota; Viridiplantae; Streptophyta; Magnoliopsida; Lamiales; Orobanchaceae
Source: the annotation of a GenBank genome assembly